CAGACCCAGAGCUUCGCAAGUCUUGUGUCAACACUGUGAAAACAGAAACGGAUUCAGUUGUGAACCGCUUCACCAAGUUUUCAGACUGGUCUAGAGUUGUGAAAGCUGUUGCCAGGCUGAGAAGAUUUGUCCAAGAACGUAAGGGAGUACAACCAAGAUCAAAUGAGACAAGCAGUCUUGAGGAAAGGCGACAAGCCGAACUGCUUAUAAUUAAGUUGGAACAAAGAGAAGCCUUCGCAGAAGACAUAAGGAAAUUAAAACAAGGAAAAGUCAACUCUCUUAACAAACACAAUCAAUUACACCGUUUAAAUGUUUUUCUUGAUGACGACGGAGUCCUCAGAGUUGGAGGAAGGCUUUCCAGAUCAACCCUGGACUAUAGUGUAAAACAUCCAGCUAUACUUCCCAAAAGGUCUCAUGUAUCAUCCUUGCUUGUGAAGCACUAUCAUGAGCGUGUUUGUCACCAGGGCAGAGGAAUGACCAUGAAUGAACUGCGUGCGAAUGGGAUAUGGAUAAUUGGAUGUGGAAACAUGGUCUCCUCACACAUUUACAAAUGUGUGAAAUGUAGGAGAUACAGGAGAAAUACAGAAGUUCAGAAGAUGGCUGAUGCUUUCAUAAAUGCAUUUCGAACCUUUGUGGCAAUCAGAGGACCAGUUCGCCAACUAAGGUGUGAUCAAGGCACCAAUUUCAUGGGAGCCAGGAAAGAGUUUUCUGAGUUGCUCAAGAAAGUGGAACCAGAACGUCAAAGAGCUCUUGGUUGUGAGUUUGUGGCAAAUUUUCCAUCUUCAAGUCAUAUGGGUGGAGUUUGGGAGCGCCAAAUAAGAACAAUCCGAAGUAUUCUUGCAGUCAUGCUUGACAAGACAGGCAACAGACUUGACACUACAUCUCUGAGAACUUUUCUCUAUGAAACAAUGGCUAUAAUCAACAGCAGACCAUUAACUGUGGAGCACCUGCAUGAUCCCACCGGACCAGAGCCUCUUACACCAAACCAUAUACUGACUAUGAAAUCUUCAGUCAUACUGCCUCCUCCUGGACAGUUUUGCAGAGAAGAUUUAUAUCUGCAUAAAAGAUGGAGAAGAGUGCAAUUCCUGGCCAAUGAAUUUUGGCAAAGAUGGAAGCGAGAGUAUUUGCUAAACCUUCAACAACGUCAGAAAUGGCAAAACUCAACACGAAACCUGAAAGUGAAUGAUAUUGUGAUUCUACAAGAUGACAGCACACCAAGAAAUGAGUGGAAGCUUGCUAGAGUCUUAAAAACCUAUCCUAGUGAAGAUGGCAUCGUACGAAAGUUAACUCUACUUGUCAGUGAGACUACACAGAAUAAAGGACAUUCACACACUAGACUACUGCAUUUAGAUAGACCUGUUCAUAAGGUUGUAACGCUUGUAGAAGCAGAGUGAGUAACCAAAGCAGUAGUGGUUUGACAUGAAAAUCCCAUUUAUUCUUCAUAGGAGUGAUUUUGGUGGGAGUGUAAAUGCAGUUUAAAUUUAUAUAUUUUAUUGAAGUUCAUGGGUUGUGAAAUGUUUAAUAUUUGGUGAUUUAAUUUUAUUUCUUCGGAGUGUACAGUGAAUUUUGUUUGAAUUAUGUUCAGAAGAAUAGGAUUAUUCUCGCGAGAAUUUGAGCCUUUUAUGUUGGCCGCAGGUGAGCACGUCUUUUGCUCACGAGGUUGCAGCAAUUAAGAGUUCAAGCUGGGAGAAAGAGCUGCAAAAAAGAUUACUUUGGACUCAAAGAGACUCUUUUUCUUGACAAGCGGAAACGAGUUUUCACGGCGUAAUGAAGGCGUAAUGAAGGCGUAAUGAAAGCGAAGGCACGCAAUGUCCCACAAGAAGUGUGAUGACCUGCAGAAGUACAAAUAAACGCCCGUUGUAAACCGACCUGUGUUGUCAUGAGAAGAGUCACAUAUUAC
Molecule: messenger RNA, 1900 nt
Organism: Oryzias latipes (Japanese medaka)
Lineage: Eukaryota; Metazoa; Chordata; Actinopteri; Beloniformes; Adrianichthyidae
Source: RefSeq, a predicted model, not a curated record